This is a messenger RNA of Poecilia latipinna (sailfin molly), 1066 nucleotides long. It is a transcript of the gene rprml, whose product is annotated as reprimo-like. Lineage: Eukaryota; Metazoa; Chordata; Actinopteri; Cyprinodontiformes; Poeciliidae. Bases 10 to 345 code for a protein of 111 amino acids. The record is from RefSeq and is a predicted model, not a curated record. The transcript has a single exon.
CAAGGAAGCAUGAAUGUUUCUCUUUUCAACAUGACCCAAGGCGUGCUGUUUAAUGGGAGCCAGACCCUUGCCGGGGCUCUGGACACUUAUUCAAGUAACAGCUCAGAGACUGUGAUGACCGAUGACGGCGGAGGGUCGCUGGUGCUGCUGCAGGAUGAGCGCAAACUCUUUGUCAUGCGUGUCGUCCAGAUCGCGGUGCUGUGCGUCCUCUCGCUCACCGUGAUGUUUGGCAUUUUUUUCCUCGGGUGCAACCUGAUGAUCAAGUCAGAAAGCAUGAUUAACUUCCUGGUAAAGGACCGGAGACCUUCCAAAGACGUGGAAACUGUCAUGAUUGGGCUCGGCUAGAGGACAGAACUCAGGCGCUGUGGGAGACCCAGAAUGGGGAUCAGGUGCGGAUUUUAGGAUCUGCAUCUGGACGCGCCCGUCGUGGAUGCUUGAUGCGUGUCAAGAUUAACGAUAUGCAAAGAACUUUACUUUUCCUUCCGACAAAUGACAACAGGAAAGUAUUCCUAAACGACCAAUGUUUGUGCGUAAAGUUCGUGCGUAAACUCCAGGCAGUUGUUUACACGUUUACAACGAUUCUUACAUGUUUGGAGUGGUUUUAAUAUUGCCAACUUGAACAAAGUAACAACAAUGUUUACAAGCUGUUACCUCAUGCUUCGUUUUGGUUUCCCCUUCUCUGAAAAAGGAUUGCUUUAGGAGUCUGUCUGCAAGCAUGAUUGUUAUUUCUAUUCCUUCCACGCCUGAAGUAUAAUCCGUGGACGUGAUGUAGUUUUUUUUUUUUUUUUUUUUGAAGACAAAGUAUUUUUUUUUCCUGGUCUCGUUUGGGUGAAAACACAUUAAACCACCAAUAUUUUGUAGAUUAUUUUUGAAAAAAAUGAAAAUAAAAAUGAUCUCCAUGACAGCUUGAUGGAAGUGAUUGUAACUGUUUGGCAUGCUCGCGGACUGAUCUGUAAGGUGAUUUUUGACACGUUUUGCACUCUUAAAAAUUACCCAUGCUGCAUGAUAUAUUUUGUACCAAAUCGUUGAAACUGCAGCAUGCAAUUAAAUAUGAAAAUUCACUCGU